UUUCACUCAUCACUCUCCACUCUCCACUCAGUUUUUGCAACUUUUCUUUUACCCUACUUCUUCAUAUCAAGUAAAAUCACAAUAUGUCUGGCGUCGUUCACCUUGUCAAGACCAACCCUGCUUUGGCUCCUCUCUUCCUCUUUGGCGGUUCUGGUAUCGUUGCUGGCGUUGCCUAUAUCGGCCAUUGUUUGAAAAACGGACCCGACGUAAUCAUCAACAAGUCUGCUCCUCAAAAGCCAUGGCAACGUAUUCAACCUCAUGAGAACGCCAAGUUGUGGUCUCCCAACACUGAGUUCUGGCAACAGCGCAAGGAACGUGCCGAACAAGCCAAGACGGCGUAAAGAAAAAAAGAAAAGAAAAGAAAAAAGAAAAUCAAACAACAAAAAUACUGGAUAUUCUUGUUUGUCCCUUUCUCCAAAGCUCUUCUGAGGAAUUCCACUUACCUCUUUCUCAUUCUCUUCCUCUCCACUCUAAGAAAAAAAAAAGUUUUUACAAACACAUUCGUACAU
Messenger RNA from Lobosporangium transversale, 509 nucleotides. RefSeq lists its product as hypothetical. NCBI's taxonomy places the organism in Eukaryota, Fungi, Mortierellomycota, Mortierellomycetes, Mortierellales, Mortierellaceae. The record is from RefSeq and is a predicted model, not a curated record. The transcript is spliced from 3 exons. The coding region runs from base 84 to 341 and encodes 85 amino acids.